UCCUGUACAGCCGCUCUGCAGAUGGAGGUUCGUACAUUGUAGGAUCCUCUCCGUGGAUAUCUUCUACGUGACAUCAUUUUCCUGGAUGGACAGUGACAGAGACAAGAUGGCGGAGAGAAUAUUAAAUCUCAUCCUGGAGAUCGUCUUCCGGCUUACUGGAGAGGAAUACACAGUGGUGAAGAAGACCUCUAGUGAGGCUCCUGUGUCUGAAGGAUGGGGAGGAACCCUGAAUCCCAUCAAGGGACCUCCACCUCACCCCCUGAUUCAUGAGGAGAUCAAUGAAGAGAAGAUCCUAGAUCUCAUCCACAAAAUCAUUGAGCUACUGACUGGAGAGGUUCCUAUAAGGUGUCAGGACAUCACCGUCUAUUUCUCCAUGGAGGAGUGGGAGUAUAUAGAAGGACACCAGGAUCUGUACAAGGACGUCAUGAUGAAGGAUCACAGACCCUACACAUCACCAGCGAGAUCCAGUAAGAGAACAGCACCGGGGAGAUGUCCCAGUCCACAGGAUGGUUCAGAAGAGCAUCACAGUGUCCUACAAGAUGAUCAGCUUUUGGAUCAGGGUAAUCUGAAGCAGAGUAAUGCUGCGGCCAUAAUGAAAGAGGAGGAGACUUAUGUGAGGGGUAAUGAGCAGUGCAACGGAAACCUUCCUAAAGACAACCGCCCAGAUGAUUGUACCGGGAGAUCAGAGGGACAUCCGAUAUCUUCAGAUUCUAAUGCAGAUAAUUAUAUCACACAAGAUAUUUACAAGGAUCACACCAUUAUCCCUGAGAAACCCUUGCCCCUUCAUAGCAAAGAUCUACUGGGUGUUAAACAUCAAAGAGCAAAGGAGAAGCCGUUUUCAUGUUCGGAAUGUGGACAGUGUUUUAGCCACAAAUCGUCCCUCGUUAAACACACUAGAAUUCACACAGGAGAGAAGCCUUACUCAUGUUCAGAGUGUGGGAAGUGUUUUAAGCGGAAAUCUGAUCUUGUGCCACACCAGAGAAUUCACACAGGGGAGAAGCCUUUUUCUUGUUCAGAAUGUGGGAAGUGUUUUAACUGGAGGCCGCAUCUUGCUAUACAUCAGAGAAUUCACACGGGGAUGAAGCCAUAUCCGUGUUCAGAAUGUGGAAAAUGUUUCACAAUCAAAUCAAAUCUUGCUAAACAUAAGAGAAUUCACACAGGGGAGAAGCCAUUUUCAUGUACUGAGUGUGGGAAGAGUUUUACAGAAAAAUCAACUCUUGUUAUCCAUGAGAGAUGUCACACGGGAGUGAAGCCGUUUUCAUGUGCUGAUUGUGGGAAAUAUUUUAGCCAGAAAUCGGUUCUUGUUGCGCAUCAGAGAAUUCACACAGGGUUGAAGCCUUUUUCGUGUGCUGAAUGCGGGAAUUGUUUUAAUCAGAAAUCUGAUCUUGUUGCACAUCAGAGAAAUCAUGCAGGGAUGAAGCCGUUUCCAUGCUCAGAAUGUGGAAAAUGUUUUACAAUUAAAUCAAAUCUUACGAAACAUAAGAGAAUUCACACAGAGGAGAAACCAUUUUCAUGUUUUCAAUGCGGGAAAUGUUUCAAACAUAAACCAACUCUUAUUCAACAUGAGAGAAGCCACACAGGGGCAAAGCCGUUUUCAUGUGCAGAUUGUGGGAAAUAUUUUAGCAGUAAAUCGAGUCAUGCUGUACAUCAGAGAAUUCACACAGGGGAGAAGCCAUUUUCAUGCUCUGAUUGUGGCAAAUGUUUUACUCAGAAAUCGUAUCUUGUUGAGCAUCUGAGAACUCACACAGGAGAGAAGCCAUAUUCAUGUUCUGAAUGUGGGAAAUGCUUUACGAAAAAAUCACAUCUCGCUACACAUCUAAGAACUCACACAGGGGAGAAACCGUAUUCGUGUUCUGAUUGUGGGAAAUGCUUUACGAAAAAAUCUUAUCUUUUUAAACAUGAGAAAAAUCACACAGGAGAGAAGCCAUAGGCCUGUUGAGAUUGUGAGAAACACUACAGUGUUUAUCAAAUCUUAUUACAAAUGAGAAAAUUCACAUGGGGGAGAAGACAUUUUCAUACCCAGAAAGUGGAAAAUUUUCUUACUGAGGAAUCAAGUGUUAUUGACAUCAGAAAUUCUCACACAAGGCCAAAGCUGUAGUCACGUCCUGAAUUUGGGAAGUCACAUCUUAAAGGAACACUUCAGGAUCAGAUUGAGGCAAAAUUCUUGUGCAUAUGCCAUGAGCCACAGUGUUUAAGAUAAAUUUUGCUCUUUGCUGUACAAAAGACGUGACUUUAAGGGGUUGUCUCACUUCAGUAAGUGGCAUUUAUCAUGUAGAGAAAUUUAAUACAAGACACUUACUAAUGUAUUGUGAUUAUCCAUAUUGCCUCAUUUCCACGGUUACAGACCACCCUGCAAUCCAUCAGUGGUGGUCGUGCGGCGGGCGGAGAGAGAGAGGCCGGGCGCUAGGGGUCACCUUUAAGAUGGAGUAGGUGGUGUUACUUGUUUUGUUACCUGUUUUGCAGCAACAAGGGCACAAGACCCCUUUUAGUGAUACGGUGGUAGAAGAUACGCAGGGUAGGAAUGCCAGAGUGGUGUAGGGUGGCCUAAUGUCUCUUAAAGGUGUUGCACUUGUCACGGUGCUCCUACCUGGAUACACUGGAACCCCAGGUGUGGCCAUCCGCUGCAGAAAAAUGGUAGUUGGUGAAGGGGAUGAUGAAAUAAAUUGAGUCCAGACCUUGUGAUGAACUUGAUAACAGCUUUACUUGAAUAAACUUUCAUCAGGAAACAAUCUUCCAGCUUUGUCUUGGUCACCAGCAGGCUUUGGCAUUAAUUCUGGCAGGCAAACACACUUGGCUCUGCUACAUCUGUUACUCUCUGGCUCUGCUGUGCUAACAGGAUUAAAUAGGAACUUUUCCUCUCCUUUCUUCUGUAUGCUGCAACUUGACUUUGUAAACUAGUCUGUCUCUCACUUUAUCCAGGGAACUUUCUCCUUGGCUUCAGAGGCUUAAGGCUUCUGCCUCUAGGUCAGGGAUCAGCAACCUCCAGCACUCCAGAUGUUACAAUGCCCAGAAUGCUCCAUUCACCUCUAUGGGAGUUGUGAGAACAACCAAGCAUGUUUUCAUGCUGAGAGUUGUAGUUUCCCAGCAGCUGAAGUUCCGAAGGUUGCUGAUCCCUGCUCUAGGUCCAGCAGGGCUGAAGGUGCUCUAGCUGGCUUAGAAAGGGCUCGCCCAGCAGGGACAAGCUCCUGCCGCACAACCUCCCUUGGCAGGGGGUAGGCUAGACUGACCCUUUCACUAACUAAAAACUUUUCCCCCAGAGGGAAAGAAGAGAAUGGAAAGAAGGUUCUAUCCUCUGUCCCUGUAGCUUUGCCAUGCUUGCCGCCAUCUGCUGGUGAACCAGACACAUUACACAUAAACAGUUACAAAAUCAGAAAUACAAAUACACAUUUUGUAGGAUCUGGAAAUAAGUGCACAGAUGACUAUCCAUAAGAGAUAGUGAAGAGGUAUAAAAGGU
Molecule: messenger RNA, 3454 nt
Organism: Bufo bufo (common toad)
Lineage: Eukaryota; Metazoa; Chordata; Amphibia; Anura; Bufonidae
Product: gastrula zinc finger protein XlCGF26.1-like
Exons: 7
Coding region: 86-1930 (614 amino acids)
Biological process (GO): negative regulation of transcription by RNA polymerase II
Molecular function (GO): DNA-binding transcription repressor activity, RNA polymerase II-specific
Source: RefSeq, a predicted model, not a curated record